Molecule: messenger RNA, 559 nt
Organism: Paramuricea clavata
Lineage: Eukaryota; Metazoa; Cnidaria; Anthozoa; Malacalcyonacea; Plexauridae
Source: the annotation of a GenBank genome assembly
GAUGCUUCACAACCGCACAAUAAAAAAAUGUCCUAUACCAAGCUGUACGACCAGUCAGAGAGGGCUUCAAAGUCAAAGGCUCUGUCCUCUACCACUGAAGAAUGUUGAUCACCAAUUGCGGCUGAAAGUGCUUGGUAGAUUUAAAGUCAGCGGAGAAGAAAAACCUUGUCGAAAAUGCAGAUCUACAAUGAUGGCAUUUAUCAAGGAAGCGGAAGGUUCCAAAAUGCCAUUACCAGCCGUUUGUAGAACCUCCAUGAACAGCAACACGAUACCAUCACCAGCCACUUGCACAACCCCCGUUACCAACACGGCAUCAAUUGGGAGACCGCGUGUUAAUUACACAGAAGCCAGUGAGGUCACAAAAAGACGAAUGAAGGCUUCUGCAAGAAUGGUACUACAAAAUACAGUCGGCCAGUGCAAUAAAAUUUCUCAAGGAGAUGGGUUGGAAUUGCUACAAGAUGUCACUGCCAACACACGGAUAAACAAUUGCGCGAAUAAAGGAGAAAAAUAUCAACAGAAAAUAUCUGAGGUCAUGGAUGGUUUAUCACAAACAUACUGA